Molecule: messenger RNA, 4272 nt
Organism: Plasmodium knowlesi strain H
Lineage: Eukaryota; Apicomplexa; Aconoidasida; Haemosporida; Plasmodiidae
Product: protein CINCH, putative
Exons: 1
Coding region: 1-4272 (1423 amino acids)
Source: RefSeq, a predicted model, not a curated record
AUGGGCACCACCAACAACUUGAACGAGGUGCACAGCGCAAGUGGAGUAGGCUACAUGAACAAGUACGAUGUGGAAAAAUAUGGCACUGCUCACAAUAUGGAGAGAAGUAAAAGGGAGAAUCUCCCAAUUAACAGCCCAAACAUGGAAGUUUUUCAUUCUCUGAAUUAUGAAAAUGAUAUUUACAUGAAUCCUCAACAGGGGGGGGAUAUUCCUACGGGCGAACUGACUGUUAAGAAUAGCCCAAAUGACAACCAAACUGAUCGCCCAACUGAUCGCCCAAAUGACAACCAAACUGAUCGCCGAACUGAUCACCACGCGGAUACCCGCACUGAUACCAGCAACGUGGAUGCCCUUUUCAGUGGCAACAAAUAUAAAGUGAAAAAAAUCAAGGAUACACACAGCAUCAGCGCUGACUAUAAACAGAAGAAGAACUUAACGAGCAUCCUUCCUUUCGAGAAAAUUAUGGAAGAAUACAAAAUAAAGAAUUUAUAUCCUGAAAACAAAGUGCAGGAAUUGUAUAACCAUAAGAAUGUGUAUGAGGAGAAGGGGGGGUAUAAUUGGAUCCCCCUAAAUGGGCAUUUUACUAACGGCACAAUGAGGAAGGAUCUCAGUGUAGAUUCUUCAGAUGGGUCUUCUCCGUAUUUGUCAAAAGGUAGCACUUUAAUGUAUGGUGGACAGUACACGUACGGAACGAGUGUCAAUUCUAGUAGCUUUGGUGGAGCGAACGAGGCGAAGGAGAGGCACAUCUCGUCAGCCAGUUCCGGGAAGCUCUCCCAAAUGGGCUACGCCGCAAGAGGAAUGGACUCCAUUUCCAACAGAGUGAACCAAGGAUCGCCCCUCCAGGUGGAGUCCAAUCAGCAGGUCCAAAUGAACCAAACAGGGACGGGCCACCCAGGAGUUAAAACCAUUCAGACGGAAAUCCCAAAUACGAAUGCGGAAGAAAAAGAAAAAAGGGGGGUUCCACCUUUCAAUGACUUGGAACAGAAUGACCAGUACAAUCAAAACAACCUCCUGGAAAUGUAUGAUCAUAAGCAAAAUAAGAAAGUGAUAUACUACGCAGUGAAGAACCAUUACGACCCCAGCAAGGAGAUGCACAAAAAGGAGAAGGAAAGGGAAAGAGAAAAGGGGAAUUAUCCACCUCAUAAAAACAAGGUGUACCAAAAUGAUAUAUACGACUAUUUGCUACAUCACUAUGAAAAAAAUUAUAAAAACUUUUUUGACAACAGAUAUAUGGACCAAUCAGUUUUUAAGGGGGAGCCGAAGGAAUUCUUAGCCAGUCAGGCAAACACAUCACAUUGGAACUCAGCUGAUGGGAGCAAAGGUAGAGACACCAAUGGAACAUACAUCACAGAAGGGGUAUUGAAGACAAAGGAUUAUAAUAACGAUGGUGAUGUGGAUAAUUCGAAAAGGGAGAAUAGAAAUGUCACACCUCGUAGCAUUGAAGAGGGAAAUCAAGGAAAUCUCGCAGAAGGGCUAAUGUCAGAUAAACUUAAGGGAACCCAUCUGUGUCAUAAGAACAGUGACAGUCUCAAUGUGAACAACGCGAAAGACGUAAAAGCUAUGGAGGAUGUGAUUCCUCUAAAUGGAAGAGAAGAAAACACAUAUCAGAAUAGCGUCGAAAUUUCCAAUUUGUGCGAUGAAGAUGCCAUGGAUUUAUAUAAAAAUAUUGGCGAGGUGUACACAUCGAGGCCCAAGUUGUUCGUGUACGCUGGGAAGGGGGAAAAGAGGCACAUGGAGAAAAGUAACAUCGGUGAGGUGCACAGAGUGGACACUCCUCUCGAUGAUUUUCCUCUCCAAAUAAAUAAAGAAAUGAAGAAAAUUUUCAAUCGAAUGAAGAAUAAAAACACAGUUGUGAUAAGCAACGUGGGAGUGAAGGCGGGUUCGUCUACCUUUUCCAAUCACAUCUUAAACAGCGGCCAGGAGAGGGGCUUCUUCGGAGGAGGGGCCGAUCAGAAGAACUGUGUUUACGCCCACGUGAUGGCUAGCCCGAACAAAAUCAACUACGUUUAUUUGGACUAUGAUAAGUUGUUGCUCCGGGGGGGGAGAAGCAUGAGCGGUGACAGAAUGAAACGGGAUGAUAGGAUCAAGCGCGACCAUAGCAGGAGUGUCGGGCGGAUCAGUUCCGGGGAGGGGAAUCCCCCCAACGAAGCAAACGCGCUCAUAGCACUUUCGUUUUACCUCUCGAACAUCAUCAUUUUCCAUAUCAACAGGGAGAGUUGUUCGAAGGCGUUUGCGUUGUUAGCACACUACUACGAUGUGGUGAGGCACAUCCGGGAGCACUUGAAGCGGAGAAGAGAGAAGUGCCCGAAGCAGGACCCGGCAAUGGACACGGCAACGAAUGUGGGAUGGGUCAGCAGAAGUGGAAGCAAACUCGAUGGAAAAAGUGGAAAGAGUGAGCAACGAAGCGACGGCAACUUGGAGGAAGACAAUUUGGGGGAGGACAACUUCAGUGUCCCGUAUUUCGUGUUCGUGUUGCGGGACACGACCCUAGGGAGGGAAUCCGGCAAGAAUGUGCACGAGGAGGAUGGACCGAAAAUGCACAAAGAAGACGGGGCGAACAAAUUACCCCUAAGGAAAUCUCUCACAAGAGAAGCGGAGUCGAAGAGAAUAACCCCCAAGGUGGAACGAAAUAGCCUCCCCAAGGUGGAACGAAAUAGCUCCCCCAAGGCGGAACGAAAUAGCCCCCCUAAACUUCCCCCCACGGGCGAUGGGCAAAGUGCGCGCGCACAGCUUCUGUUGGAAGAAUUAAUCGACGGAGAGAAAAAUCGAGUGGUACAGAAGAAGGUAAAGUAUCUACUGAAAUUCCUGGCGAAGAAAAGUCUAUUCCAUUUGCCUCCCCCGAAAGAAAAAUACAAACAGGAAUACGCAAUACAACUGAGGAAAAUAAAAAAGGAGAUAUUCAUCAACGGAAAAAAUGUAGAAAAUAUAUAUCCCAACAACGGAAUAUAUGUGUAUAAGUAUCUGAACAUGCUGACAUACACAAUAAAUAAAAAUAUUUUCUACACACCCAAUUAUUUAAAAAAAAAAAUGGAAAGUUGUGAAUGCAAGACAUUGCAUAAAGUCUUGACUGAUAAUUUCCUCUUGCAUGUCAGAAGAAAAAUAGAAAAUAAACUUCCCAUGAAACCUAAUCUAUUCCUCACCCUAAUAAAUGACAUCAAGAUAGAAUUCCUCCUCAGCUUCGAGACCCUCUGUAUAGGCAAUUCAAGAUUGAAAAGGAAAUAUAAAAACAAGCUCUGCCAUAACAUUGAUGUGAUUAUAUUGAAAGCAUAUAAAGAAAAUAUUGCAUUUAGUUGUUUCACCUUUUUUAAUAUCAUAGAUAAAAAAAUUAAUAAGCUCCAAAUCUAUAGUAAAAUUGACAAACGGAAAUAUGAACACUUUGAUGAAUUGAAAAAUGACAUUGAAAAUAUUAACGACGGAUCCAUUGAUAAUCUUAUAUAUAAUGAAAUCCUUGGGAUAAAGAAGGAGGAAAUUUGGACCUACUUUAUUAAGAGUUAUUAUAGUGGCUUCUCUUCCAGGAAGGGAUCAUCCUUGGUUAAGGUGCAGGAAGAAAAAGAAGGAGAAAAGCAACAUAUGUAUCAUACUAAUUCUAGAGGACAUUCGAAAGGGAUGAAAAAGAGCGGGUAUAAUUCUGACUCAACCGUUGACCCGGAUCAAUUUGCAGAUCCAUUUAAUCACCAAAGAAGUCGACGAAGUGCCAGCGGGGUGCGCGUGUCGAGAAUGCAUACCAGUGCAUCUUCCACAUUGCUCCGCCGAGGAAGCCGCCACCACAGUGAGAAGGCAUUCUCCAAAGGAGGGAGCUGCUCCUCUGGUGGAAAGGAAUCCCCCAAUUAUGGCCCAGAAAAACAUCCAAAGGGGAAUAUAUACAAAUCGACUGAACAUUCCCUUAGGGGAAAGGACUCCUCGCAUGAAAGAUCGGAUAGGAGCCACCUCGAAAAAAGAGAUGUGAAGGAUGCCACAAAUGGUAGACAGCGGAAACCAUCCAGGAAAACUCUUCACCAAUGCAAAUCCGACUUAGCAUUGCAAGACGAACGAAAGAUAAAAAUGGUUCAAGAGUUCCAACUGGAGGAUCGUAACAUCUCAAAGAAGUACCAUAGUGUUGAUUAUAGGAAUGCGCUUCCUGGGCAUGUUCACAAAAAUGAGGGGAGUGAAUCCAAUUCUGAGGACCCAUACAACCAUGGAGAAGCUGCUUUCCAACACGCAGGGGUGCAGACCUGGCCAAACACAACCGAGCAAAUUCAGAAGCAGGAAAAGCAACGCCAAAAAAGGAGAUGA